AUGAUCAGCGCCCCUGACGUGGUGGCCUUCACCAAAGAGGACGAGUACGAGGAGGAGCCUUACAAUGAACCGGCACUGCCCGAGGAGUACUCGGUGCCGCUCUUCCCCUUCGCCAGCCAAGGAGCCAAUCCAUGGUCCAAACUGUCCGGGGCCAAGUUCUCUCGGGACUUCAUCCUUAUUUCCGAAUUCUCUGAGCAGGUGGGACCCCAGCCCUUACUGACCAUCCCCAAUGACACCAAAGUUUUCGGUACUUUUGAUCUCAAUUACUUCUCUUUGCGGAUCAUGUCUGUGGAUUACCAGGCCUCCUUCGUGGGGCAUCCUCCUGGCUCUGCCUACCCCAAACUGAACUUCGUGGAGGACUCCAAGGUGGUGCUGGGAGACUCCAAGGAAGGGGCCUUUGCCUACGUGCACCAUCUUACCCUGUACGACCUGGAGGCCCGUGGCUUCGUGAGGCCCUUUUGUAUGGCUUAUAUCUCGGCAGACCAGCACAAAAUUAUGCAGCAAUUCCAGGAGCUCUCAGCUGAAUUUUCCAAAGCAUCAGAGUGCUUGAAGACAGGCAACAGGAAGGCUUUUGCCGGGGAACUUGAAAAAAAACUGAAAGAUUUGGAUUACACCAGGACAGUGCUACACACGGAGACAGAGAUCCAGAAGAAAGCCAACGACAAAGGCUUUUACUCAUCUCAGGCCAUCGAGAAGGCCAAUGAGCUGGCCAGCGUGGAGAAGUCCAUCAUCGAACAUCAAGACCUUCUGAGGCAGAUCCGCUCAUACCCUCAUCGCAAGUUGAGAGGGUCCAAUUUGUGUCCUAGGGAAUCGGAGCACACCCAGGAUCUGCCCAGCCAGGCAGCCGCUACCUCUGACCUUGAAGAGUCUGCUGAUACCGACCAUUACACCUGCAGACCCUCCUACACCCCGAAACUCAUCAAAGCAAAGUCCACCAAGUGUUUCGACAAGAAGCUCAAGACCUUGGAGGAGCUCUGUGACACCGAGUACUUCACCCAGACCCUGGCGCAGCUCCGCCACGUUGAGCACAUGUUCAGAGGGGACCUUUGUUACCUCCUGACCAGUCAGAUUGACAGAGCACUCCUGAAGCAGCAGCACAUCACCAGCUUCCUCUUUGAAGAUUUGGUGGAGGUUGGCGACAGACCGGCCGAGAAACAGGAGAGCACACUCUCUAAGCCCCAUCACUAUGGGCUGCCUUCUGAGUCUCCGGAAGACUGUUUGGUUCCUCAAGUGUUAAUCAGCGUGGGCUCCUACAAAUCCAGCGUGGAGUCCGUGCUCAUCAAGAUGGAGCAGGACCUUGGGGAUGAGGCAUCAAGGGGAGCGGCGGUGACGGAAUCAAGCAGUUUUGACCCCCAGGAGAACUUGGACUACCUGGAGAUGGACAUGAAAGGGAGCGUUAGUAGUGGAGAGAGCAUCGAGGUUCUGGGCACAGAGAAACCCACCUCUGUGCUGUCGAAGUCUGAGAGCCAGUCCAGCCUCACGGUGCCCUUGAGCCCCCAGGUGGUCCGGAGCAAGGCGGUCAGCCACAGGACCAUCAGCGGGGACAGCAUCGAAGUCCUCAGCACCUGCCCCUCUGAGGCCCUCAUCCCCGACGACUUCAAGGCCAGCUAUCCAAGUGCCAUUAAUGAGGAGGAGUCCUACGCAGAGGGCGGCCAGGGGGCCAUCCUCUUCCAGGCAGGCAUCAGCCCUCCGGAGUUGGGGGAGGCCGAGGAGGGCAGCUCGGGCCUUGCUUCGCUACAGACAGACGCCUCCUGCUGCAUCGGGAGGGAAGCUGGUGCUCUGCUGGUGCCGCUCUCCACCCCAGGCCACACAGUCUCUGAUGAGGAUGGGGUCGUGAGCGUUCCCCCACAGCGCUACCGGCAGAAGGACCAAGGGUUCCACGUGGACUUCUCGGUGGAAAAUGCCAGUCCUUCCCGAGACAACAGUUGUGAAGGCUUCCCUGCUUAUGAGCUAGACCCGAGCCACCUGCUGACCAGCCGAGAUGGCAGUAAGACCAGCCUGGAUGACCACUCUGACGCCACCAGCUAUGGGAGCAGCGUAGCCUCCACCAGCUCUGACAGGACUCCCUCCUCCGUGCCUCCUACUGGCCUAUCUUCCGAGAGGCACAAGAAGAGGGCGGGCCAGAACGCCUUAAAGUUCAUCCGCCAGUACCCGUUUGCCCACCCAGCCAUCUACUCCCUUCUCAGCGGGAGGACGCUGGUGGUCCUGGGGGAAGAGGAGGCCAUGGUCAGGAAGCUGGUGACUGCACUGUCAAUCUUUGUCCCUGGCUACGGCCGCCAUGGCAAACCCGUGAAGCACUGGCUCUCCUCCCCUUUGCACAUCACGGACUUCCAGAAGUGGAAGCUUAUUGGCCUGCAGAGGGUGGCGUCCCCCGCCAGUGCCGGUGCCCUGCACGCCCUGAGCCGCUAUAGCCGCUACACGAGCAUCCUUGACCUGGACCGGAAGACCUUGCGCUGCCCGCUCUACAGGGGCACCCUGGUGCCACGGCUGGCAGACCACCGCACACACAUCCGGCGGGGCAGCACCUACUUCCUGCAUGUGCAGAGCCUGCUUGCGCAGCUGUGUGCCAAGGCCUUCGUCUAUACCUUCUGCCACCACCUGCACCUGCCCGCACAUGGCAGCGAGGCCCCAGAGCUGGCUUCCAGUCGCCAGGCCAGCUUCCUGCAGCUGACGCUGGGGCUAGUGCAUGAGGAUGUCAAGGUGGUGCGGUACCUGGCGGAGCUGCUGCGGCUGCACUACACGCAAGAGCUGCGCGGGACCAGCCAGCCUGCCCUCAGGUUCGACUACGUGCCCAGCUUUCUAUACAAGAUCUGA
This is a messenger RNA of Rangifer tarandus platyrhynchus (Svalbard reindeer), 2814 nucleotides long. NCBI's taxonomy places the organism in Eukaryota, Metazoa, Chordata, Mammalia, Artiodactyla, Cervidae. The record is from the annotation of a GenBank genome assembly.